Molecule: messenger RNA, 7689 nt
Organism: Ictalurus furcatus (blue catfish)
Lineage: Eukaryota; Metazoa; Chordata; Actinopteri; Siluriformes; Ictaluridae
Gene: acap3a
Product: ArfGAP with coiled-coil, ankyrin repeat and PH domains 3a
Exons: 24
Coding region: 696-3452 (918 amino acids)
Cellular component (GO): cytoplasm
Molecular function (GO): GTPase activator activity; protein binding
Source: RefSeq, a predicted model, not a curated record
GUCCUCAGAGAACUAAGAAUGAACAGGACAUUAGGAAUAAAUAACUGAAUUUGGAAAGUAAAUUUUAAAAAUCAUAAAAUUGGGAACGCUCGCUUACUAGCAAACACAGCUAAUUUGAGUAUUUACAUACCGCGGUCAGCAUAACGCUAGUUCGCUUUGGAUAAUCUUAGUACUUACACACAGUGGUUAACAUAACGUUAGCUCACUUACUAGCAAACGGGAAAUCUUUAAAGAUUAAGGUAAAGAAUUGAAAUGCCGCAACCUUUGUGUAUUCUGCAAAAGCAGUGAGACGUGUCGUUUUAGUGAAAACAGUAUUCGCUACCGUACAUACAACAUUACUUACGGUACUACCGUAUUGACGAUACUAGCGUAUAGAGUGGCAUCGGUGGUAUUUUAAAGCUUUAGUAUCACGACACUACUGUAGUACCGUGCAAUCCUAGUACGUGUAGUACAUGUUCUCUGCGUGGAUUAUUGUGGAUUUCAGAGCGUCUCGGUAGGUGGAUUGGUUACAGCAAAUUUUCCCUGGGUGUGAAUGUGUUUGAGCGUGGUAGCCUCAUCCAGGAUGUAUUCCCACCUCACAGACAGAGCUCCCAGGAUAGACUACAGGAUAGAGCGCUUACUGAAAAUAAAUGAACGAAUGACUAUAAAGGCUAAAUGGCACCCAAAUCAUGGAAUCACAUUUAUAUUGAUAGUUAAUGUUUUUAAAAAAUUGUACACCCCUUUUCUUUUUGACGUUUUCUUACACAGCCGACACUUUAGCGACGCUCCCUGACUCUCACACCGAGCCUGUAAAGCCGCUAAGCUCCAGUCUUGCAGUGACACUCCUCUUCUGUGGACGAGUUCAUACGGACUCACUCAGGAUUGCUCAUAUUCAUUUCCACUCUCUCUCUCUGUCUGCCUGCGAUGAAAUUUUUGCUUUAAACAGAAAAAAGGAGGACCAAAUUCGCCCCUGCAAAAUGACGGUGGAUUUUGAAGACUGCCUGAAAGAUUCACCUCGCUUUAGGGCGAACAUCGAUGAGGUGGAGACCGAAGUGGUGGAGAUUGAGGCGAAGCUGGACAAGUUGGUGAAGUUAUGCAGUGGGAUGAUCGAAGCUGGGAAGGUGUACGUCAGCGCCAACAAGCUUUUCGUCAACGGCAUCCGAGACCUGUCUCAGCAGUGCAAGAAGGAAGAAAUGAUAUCAGAAUGUCUGGAGAAGUGUAGCGAGAGUCUGCAGGAGAUAGUGAACUAUCACAUGAUCCUGUUCGACCAGGCGCAGAGGUCUGUGAAGCAGCAGUUGCACAAUUUUGUCAAAGAGGAUGUGCGGAAGUUUAAGGAAACGAAAAAGCACUUCGAUAAGGUGCGUGAGGACCUGGAGAUCGCGCAGGUGAAGAACGCUCAGGCACCGAGGAACAAGCCGCACGAGGUGGAGGAGGCCACCUGCAGCCUCAACGUCACCCGGAAGUGCUACCGCCAUCUAGCGCUGGACUACGUUCUGCAGAUCAACGUCCUUCAGGCCAAGAAGAAAUUUGAGAUCCUAGAUGCAAUGCUGUCGUUCAUGCACGCUCAGUACUCGCUCUUUCAGCAGGGUUUCAAGCUGCUAGAUGAGAUCGACCCCUACAUGAAGAAGCUGGCAGCGGAGUUGGACCAGCUGGUGAUCGAUUCAGCGAUGGAGAAAAGAGAUAUGGAGCACAAACACGCUACGAUACAACAGCGGACUCUUCUACAGGACUUUGCCUACGAUGACCCGAAGGUGGAGUUCGACGUGGACGCCCCCAACGGAGUGGUGAUGGAGGGCUACCUGUUCAAACGAGCCAGCAACGCUUUCAAAACGUGGAACAGGCGGUGGUUCUCCAUCCAGAACAGUCAGCUGGUGUAUCAGAAGAAGCUGAAGGACUCACUGACUGUGGUAGUAGAGGACCUGAGACUGUGUUCAGUCAAACCCUGUGAGGACAUCGAGAGGAGGUUCUGCUUUGAAGUGGUGUCUCCUUCCAAGAGCUGUAUGCUGCAGGCUGAGUCUGAGAAACUCCGACAAGCCUGGAUCCAAGCAGUGCAGGCCAGCAUCGCCUCGGCCUACAGAGAGAGUCCAGACAGCUACUACACCGAGCGCCUGGACCGGACGGCGUCUCCCUCCACCAGCAGCAUCGACUCGGCCAGCGAGCCACGAGAGCGCAGUGUAAGGGUCGAGAGCGUGUUGCAGAGGGUGCAGUGUGUGCCGGGCAACGACGUGUGCUGCGACUGCGGCCAGGCCGACCCACGCUGGGCCAGCAUCAACCUGGGCAUCCUGCUCUGCAUCGAGUGCUCCGGCAUACACAGGAGUUUGGGAGUGCACUGCUCCAAAGUCCGCUCUCUCACCCUGGACUCCUGGGAACCUGAGCUACUCAAGCUGAUGUGCGAGCUGGGUAACAGUGUUAUAAACCACAUCUACGAGGGCAUGUGUGAGGAGCAGGGAUUGAAGAAGCCAGGAGCCAACAGUCCAAGGCAAGAGAAAGAGAUGUGGAUUCGAGCCAAGUACGUGGAAAAGAAGUUCCUGAAGAAGAUGGCAGCAGCGGAGGCCCUGGUGAGCAGCGAGAGAAAAUCGGAGAGGCGGUGGGCUGCAAAAAAGUGCCGACGCCACAACAGCGCCACCACCGUACCCAAACACCGGCGGAAAUACAGGCAGGAUCCCGGCUCGGGUUCCCUCUGCUCAGCCGCCAGCGCUUUGGAGAGAAAGUUCCGGCGAGAUUCGCUCUUCUGUCCUGAUGAACUGGACUCCCUUUUCUCCUACUUUGACACCAGCUCAGGGCCUCGCAGUCUCAGCAGCGACAGCGGUCUGGGCGGCAGCAGUGACGGCAGCACCGACGUCCUUCUGUUCGGCUCGGUGGUGGACAGCGUCACUGAGGAGGAGUGUGAAGUGUCGGAGGACUCGAGUGGUGAGGUGGAGCUGGAGCCGGAGGCAUCAGACCCAGAAGACGUGCGUGAGCUGCAUCCCGGCGCACUGCUCUAUAAAGCCUGCCAGGCUCGUAACCUGCCCGUCAUGGCCGAAGCGCUGGCACACGGCGCCGACGUCAACUCCAUCAACGAGGAGGACGAGGGCAAGAGCCCGCUCAUGCAGGCCGUGAUCGGAGGCUCUUUAAUAGCGUGUGAGUUUCUGCUACAAAACGGUGCAGACGUCAACCAAAGAGACCUAAAAGGAAGGGGACCGUUACACCAUGCUACGUAUUUAGGGCACACAGGGCAGGUGUGUCUGUUCCUGAAACGAGGAGCCACGCAGAACGACGGCGAUGAUGACGGUCAGGAUCCUCUCAGUAUAGCGGUGCAGGCCGCCAACGCCGACAUCGUCACUCUGCUGCGUCUGGCUCGGAUGAACGAGGAGAUGAGGGAGGCGGAGGGGCCGCUGGGACAACCAGGUCAAUACCCAAGUAGCAGUCCUACAGAGCAGCAGUACAAGAAAUGCAUCCAGGAGUUUAUUUGCCUCAACAUAGCUGAGUGUUAGAUGUCCCUGUGUAGCAUAGACAAUCUCUCUCUCUCUCUCUCUCUCUCUCUCUCUCUCUCUCUCUCUCUCUAUCUCUCUGCUAAUCUCCUGCCUCACACACUUAUCCCACAGCACAUCUAAACACCAUGAGGAGGUUCUCGCUGGGCAAAAUAUGGUCUAAGUAUAGUAUUAUAUAGUAUUAUAUAGGAGCAUGCGUCCAACAACUUUCAUGAUAAAUGUAAUAAAAAUCUUUUAUGUUGCUCAUUUCCGACUUUAAGCAAACGUCACGUUGUGUUACGGACGUGUUUUAGAAACAACUCGGCUGUCCCGCGCUACAGAAAUCUGGCCUCCUAAAUAUGAAGUUUGGAGUAUGGAGGGUUCAAACUAAGCUAUGAAUAAGAAAACCAGAGAGAGAAAAAAGUGUUGUCUACAGUUUAAACACGUGCAAUGCAAAAGACUUUGCUGCUGUUAGAGUACGUUUUGUCCAGGAACGCGAACGCAGCAGGCUUUAUAAAGUCCUGAUCGGCUCCCGGGAACUGGAGGACUCUCUCUUUUUUUUUUCUUCUUUUUUUUUUUUCCUGUGCCCAAAAUGUAUGUUUAUGUUUUAUAGAGGAAACAGGGUUCAGCUUGUGCUGGUGUUGUGGGUUCUCUGGUAUUUCUGAACAUCUUUCACCAGUCAGCGCAAAUGAUAUCACAGUUCAUCAGGGUUCGUUAACCGUGUGUAAUACAGUACACGGUGUUACAAAUCAUGAUUUAGAAAAACAUCAGUUCUAUUUAUUAUUAUUAUUAUUAUUAUUAUGAUGAUGAUUAUGAUGUCAUGAGGUGCUAUUGGAUAGAGUGGAAGUCUAUCCCUGAGCUAAAGACUUAACACUAACACUAUGGGACCAGUUUCUCAGCCUCAGCUACUAUCAGAUGCUUUCUAACUGCUUCCUGCUUCUCGACCUUAUCUAAUAAUCUGAUCUCUGGCAAAGAAAAGGAGGGAAUAGCGUGACCAAAAUGACUAACCUCGCUACGAGUGCAAAUUAUUCCAGACGACACGCGUUCCCUUCCGUCUCUUGAGUCUUUAGAGCUCUGAAACACUAAGAUGACCGUCAGCUGUAGUUGUCGAAUUGCUCACGUUGAGAGUUUUAUACGUAAACAAGCUAAUGACCCUUACGAGCGACUGAAAACCCCGUCCAUGUAGAGCGUUCGCGAAAAGCAGUUUUAGCUGUUUGCGUUUCUGCACAUCGCCUCGUAAAUAAAACGCUAUUUUAAAGCAACCUCACAGCUAGCUGAUCAUUUGCGAGACGCCAGAUCUAGCUAGCCGUUAUUGAGCAAACACAGUUGCAAGUCGUGAGCGUCUCCGGGAAAAGUAAGCGCUGCCGGUUUCGUCCUCACUUACGAGGAUGAUGAUGAUGAAGGAUGUUGUAAACACGUUCCCGUCCGAGUGAAAAACUUCAUUGCGAUGCAGCGAAAUAGUCAAAACGGUAGCUAGGCUAGUUCCAAACCAUGUAAUAACACAUGAAAUAGUACAUCAGUGUAGGUACCGAUACUGUACUAUUUUGACAUACUGAUUAGUACUGUUUAAUUCGGGACACUGCAUCUUUUCCUUAAUAUUGAGGUUUUUUUGUUUUGGUUUGGUUUGUUUGUUUGUUUUAAAUAACAAACACACACAUUACUGCCAUCUACUGGCAUGAAGAGUUAUUUCCGUUCCCACUGGACAUACACGCACGUCAGUCGUGUUCGCAACUUUUCACUCUUCGAUCCUUCUUGGUCAGCGUUAGUGUUUCAGUGUGUCGGGGCUUUAGAGUCUCAUAUAUAAUCCUAGUUUCAAUCUUAUUAAGCGAACCUUCAGACAGUCGAGGCAGCUGUCCUUCAUUCGCCUGUGGCAUUGAGGUAGCUUUUCUAAUGCUUUGGGGGGAUUUUUAAACGCACUCGAGGGACUCGAUACCCGCGCUAUCAAAAAUGCAUGAAUCUUGGGGAUGUCAGCUUGAUAUAAAUAACUGUGAUGUAUUAUAUUAUAUCAUAAAUACUAAAAACGUCUUUGUUGAAGGAAAUGAUUAACUACGUAGAGCUACAAGGAAGUAUUAUGCACUUUUUUAGGGGAAAAACAACAACUUUUGUUUGCUCGUUUUGGAGAUAAGAAAUGCUUCGAGUUGGAUUUUUCUUCUCACGUGUUGCCCAGAGCGACGGUGCAAUGAUGAUCAUUUAAAUUGAGAUAAUCAGUAUUUUUUGUAUUGUUUUAUCGAGACAGCGAAGAUAGUAUUUUUUUAACUCGGCGUACUUUGUCAUUAGAUGUUAAAGCGGCAAACCUUCACCGACCUGCUAAAUGCACCUCCUAUCCAAAAAAAAAAAAACCCAUCCACAACCCAUAACUAGACAGACACUGAGCCAAAUAUCAGAUGGGAUAAACAUUUAGAAUUGUAUCUAGUGUGCAUUCAUGUACUGUAUGUUUUAGCUGCGUUUAUCUGGCACUCGGAUGUAAAAUGAUCAGAAUCUGAUUUAUUUAUUUAUUUAUUUAUUUAUUUAUUUAUUCAUUCAUUCAUAUGCUCUGUAGUGCAUGAGUUACUGUCCCGUCCCCCCCUUUUUUUUUUUUGCUUUAACUUCUUCUACUGUAUCUGACUGUAUGUAUAUGAAUAUUUGUUUUCCUACACAAGGUUAAACCUUUCAAGUCUGUGGUAUUUGAAUUGAAAACGUCUCGAGGGACCAUUAAAGCAGCAGUUUGUAAUCUUUACAGUGCGUGGAAAUUUUCCAGGUUACAGGUUUUUUUUUUUUUUCCUGAAACAUCUUUAACAUGAUGUGAUUAUUACAGGUCUAGGAACACUUUUUAAACGUUACACACUGCACCUUUAACCUGGCGUCUGACAUUCAUGGUAUUUCUCUACCUAAAACUUCUUUAAUUGCAGCAAAAACGUGACGUUAUUCUCAUUUUAAAUACACAGGACAGAAACGUCCAGCGCAUAUCGCGAGACAGGAAGGAGGACACGCGAUGUCCGAUUACGAAGCUCCGUGGACUUCGUAAUGCGUUUAUAAGAUGACGUGAACAGUUAGAUUUUUAUAUAUAUAUAUAUAUAAUAUAUAUAUAUACUUGUGUAAUUGAGUCGUCUUCAUUCAUUAGAAUCCAUAGCUCCGCCUUUUUAAUCGCAGUUUUCAGUCAAUCAAAGACCACAGACGCAUUUCUAUCUGUAAAGGAAAACACAAAAACGAAUCAUGCCUUUCUAAGAUCUCAUAUUAAAUCUGUAACUCAUGAGUUUAUUUAGAGCAGGGGUGUCGAAAUAUAUCCAGAACCAGCAUGUGAGAGGUUUUAAUAUGGCCAAGCAAAUGAGUUUAGAUUCUGUGUUUUGAAAUUAAAAUGGACUGGAAUUGAAUUGAAGAUUCGUAAUGAGAGAAAAGGAAAUAAGAGCUUUCUGUUCUUCCGUAAAUUAUUAUUAUUAUUAUUAUUUUUCUAAAUAGAGCAUUUAACUGAUUUUUUUUUUUUUUUCUCACCCACUUGACACUGGAGUGAGUGUAUUGUAAUGUAGCCUGUUAGUUGAACGUAAAUUUUGACACCCCUGGUUUAAACCAUUCCAUCAUGUUUUCCCCUCAUCAGAAGACUCGAUGGUGGGAUUUUGGGAGCUUGUCUUUCAACGUAGCUUCUUAUUAAAGAACGAGGAUUAGCGUGCGUUUGUCUCUCUGGCCAGUGAACAUUUGUAGCACUUUUAAUUUAAGAAAAAAAUAAAUACAUUUGUGCUCACUUGCCAGUGAGGAGAUAAAGGGAAGGAAUUGCAUUCGUUUAAUUUAAGCGUGGAAAGAAAUGUACAGUAGAGGGGGGGAAUCACAUUCAUGUACAGUACUAAACUUUCUGCUGUAGAUGUUAACUCUUCUGCUUGCUUUCAGACUCCGCCGGCACUUUUACUACAUCCUGUCUUACUCCAGUCCAGUCCUGUAAAAUAACUCCUUUGACUGUUUGUAUUUUAAAAAAAAUUCACUUUUCCUCUGUGAACUAAACCACUGCUACCUGUUCUGUUCUCGAUCUGCUUUCUCUGUCCUUUUUCCUGAUUAAAAAAUAUGCUGAAAAUAAAGGAAAGAUGUGAGUGAACUGCUAACCUUUUCUUCUGCUUCGUGCCUUUUAUUUUCCAGUCUUUAUUCACUUUGGGCUCACUAAUACUGCAUUUACCUGGACAACUAACUAACUGCGUUAACAUGAACUGCUUCUUUGUUUACGUAGCCUACUAGGUUAAAGUAUUCCAGUUUUAUUGUGGCAGUUGUAUACAGUGUUUUACAAUCAAAAACGCUUUAG